AUGGAAUGCUCAUCAAUAUCAUCGGGAAUCAUAUCCCAACUUUGUGACAUCCUCCAGAACCGCGAGUUUCUCCCACAACUAGUAUCGGCCCUCGAGGAGUCAAAACGGCGCCAGAACAAUGGCCGCUUGUUCCUGCAAGUUAAAGCUUCUCUCUGCACUGUCCCAUCAGCGGUGUCUCCUGACGGGUCCUUGAUCUUGGGCUGUGUCGAUCUCAGCGACGGGCAGCUUGUACCUCUAGCGCAGCUUAAUUCUAUUCCCACCCCAGAUCCAGAAGAUCAAUCAAGGGAUGGCGGUGUUAUCCCUUUAACUCCGCAGUCUAGCAUAGAUGAAGCUUGCACUCGGUCCCCAAAACGUCGAAAGACCGUCAGUGGUCUUCGGCUUGCUCCAUUCAAGUCGAUGGUUUCGCAUGACGGGGUGGAUUCUGAAAUCCAUGCCCAAGAUGCUCCAGGGAAUAGCGUAUCUGAUUCCCAAACACACUCGAUACGCCAAGUACACAGCGACACGGGAUUUCCGCAGCGCAAAAAGCCGGGGCGAGAUAACGCUGCUCCUGUGAUGGAGCCCACAUCAACUGAUAAGCUGAUAUCUGGCAUAUGGCGUCAGGUAUUCUCGCCUGUACAGUUGAGUCGGCUUCCUUCCGUAAUAGAGCCCAGUAUCAAUAUCCGCACCGGGGUCAGUGGAGAUGUCUUUCGUGCUGUAAACACGCUCUGUUUGAAAUACUACAACCAAAGCCAGUCGUCUCGAGCCUUGGAAAUGAUCGUGCAAGCGUAUUGGAUAGAAUGCUACGAGGCCCGCAUCGCCGUAAUCCGGCUUCAAAAUCCGAAUUUCUCGAUCACGGAGGCCCGAAUGAUAGCGCUGAAAGAGGCAUGCGCCGUGCUCAACUGGAAGGAUAAAGACCUACGAAAUCGAAUUGCCAUCUGGCGCGGCUACAAGGAUAUCAAAGACGCCGGGGGAUGGGCCAGUCUGAUCUUCGCCAGCGCCGGCGUCUACCGCUUCUGCAAAUACCGCACCGGCUUCGGCGAGGGGUUCUCCACGCGUCUGCGCCAUAUCCGAUGCAGCCUCGAAGUCGCAGCCGACACUCUGCAUCCCGAGUGGCGCGACCUCCUACAAGUGAUCGAUCAGGGCGAAGCACGCCGGUACCACGGUCAUCCCCACGAAUGGGUCACGGUGACCGGCGCCCCAGCGGUCCCUUUAGCCUCGACAUACGCCCAUCUCGACCUACCCCACGGGUUCCAGUACCGGUUCAUCGACGAGUGCGCCAUCGACGCUGCAGCAUUCACCGAUGACCCGCGCCACAUGCCCAGCCUGGACCCCGAGACCUGCCCCGUCUGCAAACAGCGGCAGUCCGACGAGAUCGAGAAGAACCAAUGCGCGUGCUUCCCGUCGCUGUUCGGCGGCAUCCGGGGCCCCGUACCCAUGCAACUCUUCCACACGACCAGCGGCAAGAAUAACGGCGUCGUAGCCCGCACGACGAUCGAGCGCGGGACGGCCAUCGGCGAAUUCAUCGGGCUGGUAACGAGCGGCAUCUGCGGCGUGGACGUGAUGCAGGGCGGCUCGCACAAGACGCGAACCUACCAGAUCUACCAAGGUCAGAUGGGCAAUUUCACGCGCUUCAUCAACCACUCGUGUCGGCCGAACAGCCAGUUCCAGCGAUUCUACUGGCGCGGGGCGGAGCGCAUCGUGGUUGUCUCGCGGGGCGUGGUGGCGGGGCAGGAGAUCACGGUGGACUAUUCGAAUCAUUACUGGAAUCAGUUGGAUAAGAAGUGUCUUUGCGGGGAGGGUUGUUGUCGGUUUGGGGGGAGAUGAAGGGAGGGGGCACGCG
This is a messenger RNA of Aspergillus steynii IBT 23096, 1819 nucleotides long. RefSeq names its product SET domain-containing protein. The coding region runs from base 1 to 1803 and encodes 600 amino acids. The record is from RefSeq and is a predicted model, not a curated record. Gene Ontology annotation, molecular function: protein binding. The transcript is spliced from 7 exons. NCBI's taxonomy places the organism in Eukaryota, Fungi, Ascomycota, Eurotiomycetes, Eurotiales, Aspergillaceae.